GUACGAUACCAAAUGGCCAUGACGAGUUUGGUGCCACGAACCUCUAUACCUAUAUCAAGGUCAUGUACGCCCACUGUGGAAUGUCACGGUCGGCUUUCCUCGAGACCUAGGACCCUCCUCUUGUCAAUUGUCGAGUUUUUAUUGCGCUUCUCUUCGUCACAGUCGCUCAAUUCUCAACAUGAGGUCUGCAUGCUUUCUCGCCAUUGCGGCUCUUGCUGCUCCAGCUGUGGGCGGCGCUGCUCCACCACCACCGCCUCCCCCGCCUGGAUACUCUGCGAGCCCUCCCCCCCCUCCAGGUCCUCCUAAACCACCGGGUCCUCCAACGCCGCCUGGUCCUCCCAAGCCACCGGGUGACGGGCCUAAAGAGCUUGUGUCACCUAAGGCUCUUGCGGAUUUGAUUACGCUAGAAGACCUUCUUGCAGGGUCUCAGAAGCUCCAAGACUUUGCCGAUGCCAAUGGUGGAAAUCGCGCGUUUGGAUCUGCGGGUCACAACGAGACCACCGAAUGGCUCUACCAGACUUUGAAGGAAACCGGCUACUACGACGUCUACAAGCAGCCCUUCAUCGAGCUUUUUACUGCCGCAACCGUCGGAUUCUCAGCCGGCGGCGAGGACUACCCCUCCGAGUACUUCACCUACGGCCCAUCUGCAACGGACCUUACAGCUCCAAUUGUUGUCGUCGACAACCUGGGCUGUGAUGCUACCGACUAUCCCGAGACAGUCUCUGGAAAUAUCGCGCUCAUUUCUCGCGGUAUUUGCCCAUUCGGACAGAAGGCUGCCAACGCGAAGACAGCCGGUGCUGCAGGUGCCAUCAUUUAUAACAACGCCGACGGUCUUAUCGGAGGUGGAACCCUCGGCGGCGUUGGUGACUACGCUCCUCUUGUCGGCGUCAGCGGAGAAACCGGCGCUAUCUUGAAGGAGAGCGUCGCAGCGGGCGAGGUCAUUGCCAUCCUCAAUGUCGACACCAUCGAGGAGAACCGUACCUCUUAUAACGUUAUUGCUGAGACCAAGGAGGGCGACCACAACAACGUCGUCAUGGCUGGAGGCCACACCGAUUCCGUGUUCGCUGGAGCUGGAAUCAAUGAUGAUGGAUCUGGCACUAUCGGCUCCUUGAUCGUUGCUCUUGCUCUUGCUAAGUUCAAGGUCAAGAAUGCCGUUCGUUUUGGUUUCUGGUCUGCUGAAGAAUUCGGAAAACUUGGAUCCAACUACUAUCUCAAGACGCUCAAUGGUACCAUCGGUGAGGGCUCGGCUGAGGAAGCCCACAAAGUGCGUGCUUAUCUCAAUUUCGACAUGAUUGCCAGUCCAAACUAUGUCCUGGGAAUUUAUGACGGUGAUGGCUCAGCGUUCAACUUCUCUGGCCCCACUGGCUCCGAGACUAUCGAGAAGGAUUUCCAGGAGUUCUAUACUUCCAAGGGCAAGGCAUUCGUUCCCUCCAUCUUCUCUGGACGAUCUGAUUACGCCGCCUUCCUCGAGAACGGCAUUCCAUCAGGUGGCCUCUUCACCGGCGCCGAAGAGUUGAAGACCGAGGAGGAAGCCGAGCUCUUUGGCGGCGAGGCUGGCGUUGCUCUCGAUGUAAACUACCACCAGGAGGGUGACACCAUCGAGAACCUCAACACCGAAGCUUACUUGCUCAACUCCCAGAGCAUCGCUAACUCGGUUGCCAAAUACGCCCUCAGCUUCGAUGGUAUCCCUGCCGCCGAUCCCGCAUUGCGCAAGCGCGGCGCCGACAAGUACCGUUUCCAGAAGCGAUUCGAUGACGAGAGCAAGGCUCAUAACCACGCAGCGCCUUGCGGACACGCGCUUGCUGAGAUCUAG
Molecule: messenger RNA, 1813 nt
Organism: Periconia digitata
Lineage: Eukaryota; Fungi; Ascomycota; Dothideomycetes; Pleosporales; Periconiaceae
Source: the annotation of a GenBank genome assembly